Closterium sp. Naga37s-1 is the source of this 384-nucleotide messenger RNA. Lineage: Eukaryota; Viridiplantae; Streptophyta; Zygnematophyceae; Desmidiales; Closteriaceae. The record is from the annotation of a GenBank genome assembly.
AUGCUAGCUGAUAAGUUUGAAAUAUUGGAGAAACUUCUGAGAGAAAUGAGGGAGGAGAAUACUAAGAGCAUUACCGAACUGAAGAACGAGCUAGCAGCUGAGAGGGAGGAUAGUCAUAAAAGCAUAACCGAACUGAAGUAUGAGCUAGCAGCUGAGAGGGCUGCAAGGGAGGAGAAGGUAAAAGAGGUGGCUGCGCUGACAGCUCGACUCUCGCAGGCAGAGAAAACGCUUUUACAUCAAAAGGACGAGACGUGCAAAAUCUGGGAGGUUAGCAGAGGAUACGCGGGUGCAGCAACAGGAGGAAUCGAGGAAGCUGCGAGAGGCUAUCUAUCUCACCUCGCAGCAGCCACCGACCAAAACAGAUGCGAAAAUAAUUCACGCUGA